AUGUAUAAAAUUCUUGCUCUCUCUUUAGGAUCAAUAACUUUGAUAGCAGGAAAAUUAAAAAUAAUGGGAGGUAUUAACUAUUUUAAAACUCAUGAGGAGAUUAUCUUGGAUGAUAAAACAAUUUUGAUAACAGGCGGAACAGAUGGGAUUGGUUGGGAAACUGCCAAAAAGCUAUCAAAAGCAAAAAAUGUAAUUAUUGCAGGGAGAAAUGUUGAAAGAAUAAGAUCUCAGUUAAUUAAUUACAAAAAUAUCAAAUAUAUGUACUUGGACUUAAAUGAUUUGGACAAGGUACAAGUAUUUUGCUAGGAAUUUAAAAAUACUUAUGAAAAGUUAGAUAUUUUGAUUAAUAAUGCAGGAAUUUACAAUUUAGAGUUGAAAUUCACUCAGUAAGGAUUUGAAUAGAAUUUUGGUGUUAACUAUUUGUCUCCUUUUUUGUUAACAUAUAACUUGCUUGAUUGCAUUCCAAAUGAACAAGAAUCAAGGAUUAUAUUUGUUGCUUCACGUGCACAUGCAAAUUCUCCUAGCUAGGUUGAUUUCAACAUCUAUUUAAAUCGAUAACCUAUACCAUAUCCAUGGUAUAAAAUUUAUGCCAUUUCUAAAUUAGCCAAUAUAUAUCAAACAUCUUCAUUUGCUAACCAUCUAAAAAGUACUAAGAUUAAGGUUUAUACUUUACAUCCUGGUUUGGUUAGUACAAAUAUGCUAAAUUAAUUUUAUUUUUCUUCACUUUUAGCUCCUUUUAUAUGGUAUUUCACAAAGACGCCUGAUUAAGGAUCAGUAACUUCAAAGUUUUUAGCAACAUAGCCAAACCAAAAUUUAAAAAAUGGAUAUUAUUAUACGGAUUGCUUUCCAAAGUAUCGAAAGGAAGAUAAUAACAUAUUGUUUGAGAAUACGACUAAGUUACUUCAAAAGCUUGGUUAUAUUAAAUGA
Paramecium tetraurelia is the source of this 927-nucleotide messenger RNA. RefSeq lists its product as uncharacterized. The transcript is spliced from 2 exons. The record is from RefSeq and is a predicted model, not a curated record. Lineage: Eukaryota; Ciliophora; Oligohymenophorea; Peniculida; Parameciidae.